GACAGAUAACGGACCCAUUCUCGUUCUCUUCACUUUAGUGGUCGCCAGCAUAAAACCUCUGGCAUGCGUUUUAAUGGCAAAAAGAUACGCAAACAACAGUGAUGUAAGUCAUACAGAGAGGACGAACAUGAUGGUGAACGAUGUAGGAGCACACUGACCCUGUUAGUCGUCUCCCCUGCUCAGUCAACAAGAUGUCCCUGGCUCAAAGGGUGUUGUUGACCUGGGUCUUCACCCUGGUCUUCCUCAUCAUGCUAGUCCUCAAACUGGAUGGGAAGGUGCAGUGGAACUGGUUCCUCAUCUUCCUCCCGGUGUGGGUCUUCGACGGCAUCCUCCUCCUCAUGCUCACCAUCAAGAUGGCCGGCCGGUGCAAGCCAGGCUUCGACCCCCGCAACGGCUCACCAGACAUGCGUUUGCGCGCCUGGUACUUGGCGGCCAUGCUGCUCAAGCUGGGCUUCUGCCUGACCCUGUGUGCCAAGCUGGAGAGACUGGCCGAGGUGAAGCUCACCUUUGUGUGCAUUCCUCUGUGGACCAUGCUGCUAGGGGCGCUGGUGGAGCUGGGCUUCAACAUUUUUCCUGAGCGGAGAGAGGCCUAAAAGCUGCCAUUUGAAAACCUCACCAGACUUGGCACUGAAACUUGCAAGACUAGGGUGAACAAUACACUGGAAUAUUACAUUGUUAUAUUGUAUUUUGGUACCAACGUGUUUAGUACUGUAUUGCUAGUCCAUUAAUGCCAUACAAAUUAUUAAGUGCAAUCAAGCAUCCUUAUUAUUUUGUCCAAAGUCAAGUACUGUACUCUGUGGCUGAAGUUAUUUACAUUCUUGAGAGACUCAAGCCUAAAAUGUGACAUUCUGGAUAGAAACAUUGCAUUUUUCACAUUAAUUGCAUCAUUUUGCACUGUGCUGAUAAGUAAUUCAGAUGUUUUGCUAUUAUAAGUCAUCUUAUAUAAAAAUAAAAGAUGAUCCUCCUCUGAAAUUGUCAGAUUUUCUGCUAAAUGUGCACAUCCAUGUUAGCUCUACUAGCGGUGUACCCACAGCUCUGACUUUAGUGUUUAUGGCGCCUGUCCUUCAGGAACA
Molecule: messenger RNA, 1073 nt
Organism: Dunckerocampus dactyliophorus (ringed pipefish)
Lineage: Eukaryota; Metazoa; Chordata; Actinopteri; Syngnathiformes; Syngnathidae
Product: transmembrane protein 60-like
Exons: 3
Coding region: 192-593 (133 amino acids)
Source: RefSeq, a predicted model, not a curated record